Juglans microcarpa x Juglans regia is the source of this 387-nucleotide messenger RNA. RefSeq lists its product as uncharacterized. The record is from RefSeq and is a predicted model, not a curated record. The coding region runs from base 1 to 387 and encodes 128 amino acids. The transcript is spliced from 2 exons. Lineage: Eukaryota; Viridiplantae; Streptophyta; Magnoliopsida; Fagales; Juglandaceae.
AUGGUAAAUCAAAGUUUUGGCAUUUGCCCCGUGUCCCCCCCUCCCCCCCAGCUCCGUUCUCUUUUGUACAGCUUCGAUGACAGCGAGCACAACACCUACGCUCAGGAGUGGACUCUGGAUCACUUCUUCGUCCCUUGUGCUGCCAACCGUCCUUUCAAGCUCAUCCUCGCCCACGCCAAGCCCACUCCUUCUUCCACUGUCGGCUUUGCCAGUCCUGGAGCGGCCGAGGUUUUGCCCUUUGUGGAGGCUGAUUUGAAGAAGAUCACUGCCCGGGUCGUUGAAAAGGCCAAGGAACUCUGCAUCAAUAAAUCGGCAAUAUGUUUUCUUCUUUCGCUAGGAUAUUCUAAUAUGUUAUUUGCAUUUCAAUUCAAUGUUGAACAACAUUGA